Messenger RNA from Talaromyces stipitatus ATCC 10500, 2043 nucleotides. RefSeq lists its product as uncharacterized. The transcript is spliced from 6 exons. NCBI's taxonomy places the organism in Eukaryota, Fungi, Ascomycota, Eurotiomycetes, Eurotiales, Trichocomaceae. The coding region runs from base 1 to 2043 and encodes 680 amino acids. The record is from RefSeq and is a predicted model, not a curated record.
AUGUAUCUGGAUGGCGAACCGGUCCUCCAUGUCGUCGACUCGGUGACGUCCUUCCAAGCCGCCAAAUUCUUAAAAUCUCUGUCCGCUAAAGACACUUGGGAAGCAAUCUAUAUAACAUGGAUUGACACCUAUCUUGGUCCACCAGACGUCAUCUCGCACGAUGCUGGAACCAACUUUGCCGCUAAUGAAUUCAAAGUUGAACGAUAUCACGCACUGCUGUGCCGUGCAUUUAACAUUAUUUCAGCAGAGAUGGGAAGCACUAUAAGCAAGGAUGUGGUUCUGCAAAUGGCUGUGAAAGCUAUCAACGAUAUAGCAGGACCAGAUGGAAUUGUGCCUACCGUCCUAGUUUUUAGGGUAUAUCCACGCCUAACUUUAGAUUCACCACCGUCUGCUCUGAUGAUUAGACGUGCCCAGGCGAUGAAAAAAGUAAUGGCCGAAUUAAGAAAGGCAGUGGCUGAGAGGAAAGUCAAUGACGCGCUAAACACUAGGAACAGUCCGAUAAUCACAGAGACACUCAACCUCCCCCUGGGGGCCAAUGUCAAAGUUUGGCGAGAAGGCAAGGGUUGGACAGGCCCAUAUAAACUUAUCUUAGUAAAUGGUCAUGACGUGACAGUCGAUCUUGGUAAUGGUGCUGUCGCUUUCCGGGCAAUAGAGACAGAUGAUGGAAUCCACGUCCCUGAACCACCCGUGACACCUCCACCUCCACGACAUCGAGGACGACCACGAGGAUCCAAGAACAAGCAAAAAGCGGAUGUCAACGUAUACCUAUCGAAGAAAGAGAAGGGCGACCUUGAACUCGCACUCAAAUUGAGACGAGAAGGAAAGAUUGUGAUAGAAGGUGCCCCAUUCGAACUUUCAAGCGUUGCAGAGAUCAAUGGCCUGAUUGCAAACAGGACGUUCAAAAUCGUCCACCGAGAUGAUGUGAAUCUCAGAGAUCUCCACAUUUUCAACUCCCGCUUAGUUAAUGAGAUCAAGGGGAAGAAUGAGAUCCCAUAUGAGAAAUUACGCCUAGUCAUCCAAGGAUAUAAUGACGCUGGGAAAGCUAGGAUCCUGACCCAAGCGCCAACAAUUCAACAGGCCAGCCAGAGGCUAUUAAUAUCCCUUAUCCCCACUUUACUAAGUAUAGAUAUGAUUGUGGAGAUCUGUGAUAUCACACAAGCGUAUACACAGGCUAAGACAAAGUUGCAACGUAUUAUCGUUGCCAACCUGCCCAAAGAAAUGAGGGGUAAAUAUCCACUAGACUCACUACUGUUGGUAGAAGGAGCUUUGUAUGGCAUUCCCAAAGCUGGCGUUCAUUGGUUUGGCACCUACCACGAGCAUUAUAAGGUGAAAAUAGACAUGGAGACUUCUACGUAUGAUCUAUGUCUACUCGUGACAAAACCAGGCGCUGAGAGCUUCAGCCUAGUGGGCAUGGGUGAGGAGCAAGCACUACAGGAAGUGGGAUUCAAAGCCAAACCCAAAAUCCAAUUGUUGCAGGAUACUCCUUUAGAAUUCAAUGGCGCAAGGAUUAUUUUAGAGCAGGACAACGUCUUCAUGCAGCAAAAAGGACAAGCGACAAAGAUAGAGCCACUGCAGGAGAAGGAUCGAUCCGAAAACGACUAUUUGGCAUUGAAUAAACGCCUUAUAUGGCAAGCCGAGAAUCCUAAACGAGGUCUUAGAUUCAUCCCCCUCGAUUUAACAAAGGCAAAGAUCAUGAUCUUUACAGAUGGAUCCUUUGCGAAUAACCGAGAUUUGACUUCCCAGAUUGGUUUUCUAAUCGCUAUGGUUUCGUCAAAGUGCAAGCGUGUAACCCGGAGCGUUCUCGCCUCGGAGAUCUAUGGGUUAACAACUGGAUUUAACUAUGGAAUUACAUUGGCAAGUACCAUCAAGAUGAUCACGGACCACCUUAAUUUACCUACAAUCCCAGUUGUGGUUUGCACCGAUAGCUACUCACUAUAUGAGUGCCUCGUCAAGUUAGGAACCACAAAGGAAAAGCGCCUCAUAAUCGACCUUAUAGCGCUCCGUCAGUUAUACGAGAAACGGGAAAUAGAUGAAAUCCGCUAG